Clavispora lusitaniae ATCC 42720 is the source of this 567-nucleotide messenger RNA. It is a transcript of the gene RPS7A, whose product is annotated as 40S ribosomal protein eS7. Gene Ontology annotation, molecular function: structural constituent of ribosome. The record is from RefSeq and is a predicted model, not a curated record. Lineage: Eukaryota; Fungi; Ascomycota; Pichiomycetes; Serinales; Metschnikowiaceae. Gene Ontology annotation, cellular component: 90S preribosome; ribosome; cytosolic small ribosomal subunit. Gene Ontology annotation, biological process: ribosomal small subunit biogenesis; rRNA processing; translation.
AUGUCUGCUGCCAACAAGAUCUUGUCUGAAAACCCAAACGAAUUGGAGUUGCAAGUUGCCCAGGCUUUCAUCGACUUGGAAGCCCAAACCGACUUGAAGGCCGACUUGAGACCUUUGCAAUUCAAGUCCAUCAAGGAAUUCGAUGUUGCCGGCGGUAAGAAGGCUUUGGCCAUCUUCGUCCCAGUUCCAUCUGUUGCUGGUUACAGAAAGGUCCAGACCAGAUUGACCAGAGAGUUGGAGAAGAAGUUCCCAGACAGACACGUUGUUUUCUUGGCUGAGAGAAGAAUCUUGCCAAAGCCAGCCAGAAAGUCCAAGAAGCUCCAAAAGAGACCAAGAUCCAGAACCUUGACUGCUGUCCACGACAAGAUCUUGGAAGACUUGGUUUUCCCUACCGAGAUUGUUGGCAAGAGAGUCAGAUACUUGGUUGGUGGCUCCAAGAUCCAAAAGGUUUUGUUGGACUCCAAGGACUCUUCUGCUGUCGACUACAAGCUCGAGUCCUUCUCUCAAUUGUACAACAAGUUGACCGGUAAGCAGGUUGUCUUUGAAAUCCCAGGUGACGUUUACUAA